Molecule: messenger RNA, 2443 nt
Organism: Ciona intestinalis (vase tunicate)
Lineage: Eukaryota; Metazoa; Chordata; Ascidiacea; Phlebobranchia; Cionidae
Source: RefSeq, a predicted model, not a curated record
ACGAAUGCAAAUUACUGUUGUCAAAGUUUAAGUUCAGUAUUUUAGAGUUUGCUGUCGAAUUUUGAUAAUGAAACUCAAAAUAACUAUUCCCAAAGACAAGAAACACACGGAGACAGUUACAUGUGUAGCUUGGAGCUCGGCAGACGAAGUAAUAUCAACCGGUGACGAUCAUAAAAUUUUAAAAUGGAACCUUGUAACUGGAGAGAGUUUUCCCCUGAGCACAUUACCAGCAGAUGUUUUCCCAACCGACAUGUCAAUCUUACCCAGCCAGUCAAAAGCUGGAAAAAAUAGUUCGGAUGUCUUUGUAAUCACCAGCAGUGAUGGAAAAUUUCAUCUUUUUUCGAACGCUGGUCGUAUUGAGAAGAGCGUUGAAGCUCACAAAGGGGCGGUUUUGAGCGGUAAAUGGAGCAAAGAUGGAAGUGCAUUGCUAACAGCUGGAGAAGAUGGUCAGAUAAAGAUUUGGUCGCGAUCUGGAAUGUUACGUUCAACUCUUGCCCAACUACCGUGUUGUAUUUAUUCGGUUGUGUGGAGUCCAGAAUCUGACAAUGUGUUAUACACAAACGGUAAGCAAUUGGUAAUCAAACCUCUUCAACCUUCAGCUAAACCUUUAACAUGGAAAGCUCAUGAUGGGAUUGUGUUAAAGGUUGAUUGGAAUUCAGUGAAUAAUCUUAUAUUAUCUGGAGGGGAAGAUUGUAAAUACAAGAUAUGGGACAGUUAUGGCAGACCUCUAUAUUCAAGUGCUAUCCAUGAUUAUCCCAUUACUUCAGUAUCUUGGUCACCAGAUGGGAAUCUAUUUACUGUAGGAUCUUUCAAUAUGCUUAGACUGUGUGACAGAUCAGGGUGGUCGCAUGGACUGGAGAAGCCAACCACUGGCAGUGUGUUCAAUGUAGCUUGGAGCAUGGAUGGCACACAAGUAGCUGCAGCAUGUGCUGAUGGUCAUGUGAUGUUGGCUCAUUGUAUCGAGAAGAGAUUAGAGUGGUGCGAAUUUGAAGUGACGUUAACUGGGAGAAAAACUAUUGAGGUACGAAACGUUGUGAAUGACGCUCACGAAACUUUGGAAUUACGAGAUCGAGUUAUAAAGAUGUCACUUGCAUUUAAACAUCUUGUAGUGGUUACUUCUUCACAGUGUUUAGUCUACAGCACCAACAACUUCAACACGCCCGCCAUAUUUGAUCCCCGGGAUGGGAACAUUUCCUUUAUCCAACAAUGUGAAAAGCACUUUCUUAUUGUAGACCAUGUUGGGUUGUACAUCUACAGUUAUGAGGGUCGUCAAAUUUGCUCUCCCAAGCUUCCUGGGGGAGUUCGUGGCUCUUCUUUGAGCAUCCGGACUGUAUCACUGAGUCCGGAUGUCCUUGCUGUACGCGAUGUAAAGAAUGAUCACUCAGUUAUGUUGUAUGAUGCAAACAGUGGAAAGCUGCUUGGAGACGGGGCACCUGUUGUACACACCAUGGAGAUAUUGACCGUUCACUUAAGCCAGUGUGGUCCAAUGUCCGACCGUUUUCUGGCAAUCAUUGAUAAAAACCAUGACCUGUAUUUGACCCCUGUGAGGAAAACUUCUUCCAAUCACAGGUUGCCAAAGUUGGCUUCCAUGGUGCAAAGUUUGAAGUGGAAUUCCAAUGUUAACAUCUUGUGUGGACUCCGUGAUAUGAAGUUGUUGGUUUGGUUUUACCCUCGUGCUUUGUUUCUUGAUAAGGAUAUUCUGCCACAAACUUUACAUGAAAGAGAAUGCAGUGAGUUCGGUAAAAAUCCUGAGUUAUGUGAUUUUAAUGAGAAUACGGUCAUAGUCCGUCGAGCAGACGGGUCAAUUUGUUCGAUUUCAAACAUGCCAUAUCCUGCCAUGCUUCACCGCUUGGUGGCAGCAGAUAAAUGGAACGAAGCUGUUAGGUUGUGCAGGUUUGCAAAACUGAAAUCGCUAUGGGCUUGCUUGGCUUCAAUGACAUUAAAAGAAAAGGAUCUUGCUACUGCUGAGAUUGCUUACGCUGCUAUUGGAGAGGUUGAUAAAGUUGAAUACCUGAAGCACAUAAAGUCCAUACCUUCAAAAGAAGUUCGAACAGCUGAGAUUACUUUACUAUCUGGCAGUGUGAAUGAAGCUGAAGCUAUUUUAAUACAAGGAGGGUUUAUAUACCGUGCUAUUCAGCUCAAUUUGGAUUUGUUUCACUGGGAAAGAGCUUUGGAGCUUGCUGUUAAACACAAAACACAUGUGGAUACUGUGCUUGGCUACAGACAAGUUUAUCUCAACCAAAUCCAUAAACAAGAGACAAGCAAUAAGUUUAAGCAGUAUUCAAAAGGGGUUGAAAUAAAUUGGCAGAACAUAGAGUCCAAGAUUGAGAUGGAAUUGGAAAAAGAAGGAAAAUAAGUAAAAUAACUUUUGCUGCAGAUUUAUUUUUAUACUGUAUAUUGGAUUAUGUUUUGUUUUGAUACAAAUAGAUAUAUAAGAAUGUAA